GUGACGGACCCAAGGGUGCAUCUUAUGUCGCAGGUCUGGGAAAAGCAAUGUGCUGUUGCAGAUCCUUAUGCAGAGAAAGCAGAGAAGCUUCUGAAGGAAGCAGAGCUUGCUCAGCUCCAUACCCAAACGGACGUGUCCAUCCGGGAUGCUUCAGCCGCGGCAGAGAUUUUCCGAAGCCUCGGAGAUCAUGCCAAAACAGCGGAAGCCAUGCGGAUUCUGAUCGCUGGAAAGCUUAGGAAAGCCGAUGGUGCUAGACCUGUAGAGGCUUUGGACCAUGUCAAUCAGGAGCUGGCAAGAUUCCGUGAAUUGGGCAGCAGAAUAGGAGAGGCUUCCAUGAUGCUCUCACUAGCCGAGAUCAACACGGACCGCCGUGGGACUCGCAAGCGUGAGGAAUCCUUGCAGAUGGGUCUGGAAGCUCUUGAGAUGUUCAAGGAGUUGGGCAACAAGCGGCUACAAGUGUCAGCCCUGCAGCACCUGUCGAAUGUACACAUCAAGUUCUGCGACAAGGGUUGUGCUGGCAAGAGUGGCCGCGAGGCUACCAGAUAUGCCCAAGAAGCCUUGGCUCUGGCAAGAACUCUCCAGGGCGAUCCCGUGCAAGACAAGCUCUAUGAAGCCUCAGCGCUGCACAAUGUAGCUGUGGGGAAGUGGUACAGCGAGUGCCCCUUCAAGGAUGGUCUAAAGGCGGCCAAAGAAGCCCUACAAAUCUUCCGACAGCUGGGUUUGAAGAAAUUCCAAGCUGCGCAACUCCACUCGAUCGCGGACUGGCACCAGCGGCGAGGCAUUGGAAAGCAGGGCCUUCCAUUUGCAGAGGAAUCCUUGCAGAUUUUCCAAGAGAUCGAGUCCGGAAAGGGUUGGGAAUCUGCCGCGCUUUGCACGGUGGUGUCAGCUCUCAUGGACAAGGACGACACUGAAGCUGCAGUGAAAGUGGCCCAGGAAGGGGUGGAGAAAUUUCGCCAAAAGGGAGACAAGCAAGCAGAGGCCCAAGCUCUUGAUCUGUUGGCCGGGGUUUAUUUGGCCAGCAAUGAGAAGGAUGAGGCCUUGAAAUUGGCGGAAGAGUCGUUGGCCCUCUUCAGAGAGGUUGGUGACAAGAGGGCUGAAUCCUACGUUCUGCACACUGUCUCCCAGGUGCAGGCCAAAUCCGAAAACCACGAAGAGGCUGUGAAGCUAGUCAAAGAAUCCUUGGUCUUGGCUGGAGAGCUGGGUGAUACCAGAGAGCAGGCAAAAUGCCUAGCUCAACUUUGCCGAAUGCACCUCCUGGCACGAGAGCACUGCACUUAG
Cladocopium goreaui is the source of this 1278-nucleotide messenger RNA. NCBI's taxonomy places the organism in Eukaryota, Dinophyceae, Suessiales, Symbiodiniaceae. The record is from the annotation of a GenBank genome assembly.